UUACGCCCCUUAUUUUAAUUUCCGCUUUCGGUUUGACAUUAGCAACUAUGAGUAAGAAAAUAGGAAUUCUUGCAGAGUUUAAUUACGAGGACUUAGAGCUAUGGUAUCCAUAUUAUCGUUUAAAAGAAGAGGGUCACGAGACAUUUACUAUUGGGCCGGAAAAGAAUAAAACGUAUAACUCAAAACACGGUUAUCCAUGUAAAGCCGAGUUUGGAAUUGAUGAAAUAUCUGUUGAUGGUUUAGAUGCAUUGAUCAUUCCUGGUGGGUUCUCACCGGACUACCUAAGGCGAGACAAACGCAUUCUUGCUUUAGUUAAGGCGAUGGAUGACGCUGGCAAAGUGCUGGCUUCAAUUUGUCACGGUGCAUGGGUUCUGAUCUCAGCCAAGGUGAUCAAAGGAAGAAACGUAACAUGUUUUAUAGCUAUUAAAGAUGACGUCGAGAAUGCAGGGGCAAAUUACACCGAUGUUUCUGUAGUUGUCGACAAGAACAUGGUUACUUCCAGAUUACCAAAAGACUUACCAGACUUUUGUAAAGCCAUUAUCUCAAAGCUUCGAUGAAUGAUUGACGAAGUAGUUUCACAGUCACGUCAUUUAUGAACACAAUUUCGGAAACUGGAGGGCAAUUAUCGUGUUGGUAUCCAUUAAUAGGACUUUAAAUAUUUUUCUGGUGCAAAAAUGACGUUUUUUAGAAAUACAUUUUUCUAAUCAAAGAAGGAAAAUACAAAAUUGACAGAUGAAAGAAGUUUAAUCAUAAACAAUUGCUUUUGCACUAUACAGUUAUGAACAAGUUAAAACAAAAACAUUUGUCACGAAGAUUUCUGCAGCCAAGUUCCAAUAAUUUGAUUUUGUAAAUUAUCGUACUGUAUCUUUAUAUAAUGUGUGAGGUCAUUUGUUUAUAAUUAUGCUUGAUUAUGUAGCAAUGUUAAUGGAUAUUGAAUAAGAAACAAAAUUUUAAA
Ruditapes philippinarum (Manila clam) is the source of this 955-nucleotide messenger RNA. Its product is annotated as putative cysteine protease YraA. The record is from RefSeq and is a predicted model, not a curated record. Lineage: Eukaryota; Metazoa; Mollusca; Bivalvia; Venerida; Veneridae. The transcript has a single exon. Bases 48 to 557 code for a protein of 169 amino acids.